AUGGGGUAUGUUUUUGAACAUAUCCAGCUCGAUCAAGUUGUUACAAACUAUGUCGCGACCGCGGGGAUAGCAGUGUCUCUCAUCCUUGUGUACUUUUUUGUUAUUUAUGAUCCAGCUCUGGAUCCCUUCAGAAACACAGAUGAAGACCCUCCAAAUCCAUUGUUUCGCCCGAAUCCAGUGGACAAGAUCUUUCUUCGAACCCUGAGAAACAUACCUAAGCGCUUUGUGGGAGACCUGAAAAUCUCUUACAAUAAGCUCGAACGAAGCUUUAUUAGGUGUAUCCUCGCAAUGAGUGACAUCCAGCUCAUAACUGGCCUAUCAAUUCUUAUCAGUGGAUUUGUACAACUUCGUCAAGGACUGCCAUCUUACCGCUGGAUGGCCGUGAUUGACUUAGCCUGGUUUUCCAGCAUAACCCACCUUGCUUGCUUGACACUACUGCGGAAUUACCUCUAUAAUCACUCUUUUGAGCGCAUGUUACGGUUUAUAGCCAUGGCCGGUCUUGCUAUACUCCUGAUUGUAGCUCUUUCGUUCACUAGCACUUACUGGUGGGCCAAUACCACUUCCCCAAUGGGAGGAGCUUUUUAUUACGAUACUGACACUACCACUCAUGCCGCGAUUUGCCAUAUGGGCGUUGUAGGUCCAAUAUGGAGCCUCGGAUACAUCACAAUGAUUCUUUCGAUGCUCUUAGUCUUUUUUGGGUUUACCUUCCGCGUGACUAAAUUGUACAAGGUCAUUUCUGUUAGCUUCAUGGGACAGGCUAGAAUCUGGCUUAGUACUUGUGCGCGACGUCUAUUACGCGUUGUUUUCACAUGGUGUUGCUUAGGUAGCUCGCGCCAUGGCCUAAAGCGAACCCUUCUCUACCGACCUUUAUUGGCAGGCUUCUUUUCAGCCCGUUUAUUCAUAGACUUAUGGUCCUCUAUGUUACUUGAGGUCGGGUGGUUAUUAGUCGGAUUUACGUGGGGAACCAUGCGUCUAAUGACACUUUUACUCGAUGUUCGGGGCAUCAUGUCUUACUCUUCGAUGUUAAGAGACUCCAAUGAUGAAAAUAGUCAUUGGGGGUUCGGCCAAGUCGUGGCUAUCGUUCUUUUAAUUGCACCUUUAGUCACAUUCGUUGAAUUGUUCAAUAAAGAUACUGAAUCAGGCGGUACGGCAGAUAUUAGCUGCGGUAAUCAUGUUUACGAAUCAUUACCUCUUGAGCAUCAACCUUCCGGCUUGAUGAUAUUACCUUUGACAAAUUCAGGGGGUAGUAUCCCUAAGGAUCCAGAUGAUCCUGACAGCGACUGGAAUGAUCAUAUAGAAACCCUUGGCACGGCAGUGAUUUACAUCACCACCAUGUGCAUUGCUUUGGCCAGCGUCAUUCUCAGGUAUAGCGUUUCAGAGACAAUCCCGAUGGGACUGUGGUAUCUCAGGAUACCUAUUGUCUUGGCUCUACUAAACAUCUUUGAGUUAUUACUUUUCUCAUUAAUGAUUGAAUCGGAUCUUUCUGGAACACCUUCCUGGGGACGAAAGCUCCUUCAUCUGGUGAAUGUCCAAUUCUUCGGCCUGAGUGCCUUUUUCCCCCUCAUUAUAGAGAUGACGAUUGGUCAACAUGAUGAUUAUGUUCUUUCUUCGGCCCAAUCCUUCUCUUGGAUUGGGAAUUACUCUCUCAUGAUUUUUGCUACUUGUUUUUACGUAUUAUGUCUUAUUACUAUCCGCUAUGUGAGAUAA
Messenger RNA from Penicillium robsamsonii, 1707 nucleotides. RefSeq lists its product as uncharacterized. The record is from RefSeq and is a predicted model, not a curated record. Lineage: Eukaryota; Fungi; Ascomycota; Eurotiomycetes; Eurotiales; Aspergillaceae. The transcript has 5 exons. The coding region runs from base 1 to 1707 and encodes 568 amino acids.